Didymodactylos carnosus is the source of this 831-nucleotide messenger RNA. NCBI's taxonomy places the organism in Eukaryota, Metazoa, Rotifera, Eurotatoria, Philodinida, Philodinidae. The record is from the annotation of a GenBank genome assembly.
AUGCGUCACAUUUUACUAGCUUUAUUACGUGCUCCAAGUGUUGUUAAUAAUGUUAACCGUUUACCGACGUGGUCUGUUACGAAUUCUUUAUUUAAUCCAUUCAUUUCACGUUCGGCAGCAACAGCUACUGUUGCUAAAGCGAAAAUAAAGGAAAACAGCUCUCCUGAAGAAGAAAGAAAAACGACAACAGAUAAAGAGAUAAGAACUGUUCAAACGACAGCAUCAUCCACAGACGGCAGUUCUACAGAAACAAGCAAAGCAAAAAAAGAUAGAAAAUCAAAGGAGAAAUCAACCUUAGAAACAGAAACAAGCGAUGUUGAAACAACAAAAGAUGUUUCACAAGCUCAACAAGAAUCCUCCCAAUCAGUCCGAAGUGGCGAAAAGCUAUCUCCACCACGUACUACUGGAGAGGAAAAAGUCUAUUCAUCAAAAAUUCAACAUCUAGUUAAUGAAAUAAGCAAACUAUCGUUGGUAGAUGUUAUGGACCUUAGUGAAUUAUUAAAAAAAACACUAAAAAUCCAAGAUGUAGCGAUUAUGGCUUCGGGAACGGCUGCUGCAGCGUCUCCUAUAGCGAAAAAGGAAGAGGAGGAAGAAGAAGCUCGUCCUUCAGCUCAAUCAGUAUUCAAAGUUCGCCUAAUCAAAUAUGAUGAUACGAAAAAAGUACCAGUAAUUAAACAAGUCAAAGAUGUUGUGGAAAAUAUUAAUUUAGUACAGGCGAAAAAAAUGGUCGAAGCUGUUCCACAAGUAUUACGAGAUAAUUUGAGUAAAGCUGAUGCUGAAACAAUCAAAGCAAAAAUCGAAGCUGUUGGCGGUAUUUGUGUUAUUGAAUGA